Theileria annulata is the source of this 1509-nucleotide messenger RNA. RefSeq lists its product as uncharacterized. Gene Ontology annotation, cellular component: cytoplasm. The record is from RefSeq and is a predicted model, not a curated record. Bases 1 to 1509 code for a protein of 502 amino acids. The transcript is spliced from 4 exons. NCBI's taxonomy places the organism in Eukaryota, Apicomplexa, Aconoidasida, Piroplasmida, Theileriidae.
AUGAAACUACAUUACAAUCCAAAUGGUCCAAUUAUAUUAGAUUCUUUGUUUUAUGAGUUUUAUCAUUUAUUGAACUUUAAAAUAUACCCCAAUUCUAUCGGCGGAAACAAACUACAUCCUAAACUUUACGAAAAGUUCAAAAACAUAGCAUACAAAAACCGUUCAAAUGAUGGGAUUCCAAACAAUACGUCUAAUUUGAAGGGGAUUGAUGGUCAUUUUUCACUGAUUUUGAUAAAACAAUGGUCCUACUCAAAUUAUACGCCUCAGUAUCACUUAUCAAUUAUUGAAGUGAAAAUUAGCUUCAAUGAAACCGAACAAUUGUACUAUAUCACUCCAUUGGAGUCACACUCACUAACAUCAUACUCAAUAGAUGAUUUAUCGCAACAAUACUCAAUUUUUAAAAAAUACAACCAAAAUGGUUCAGAUUUCACUUCCUUUGGAAGUUUGUUGUUAGAUUCAGAAGAUUCAGAAAUCGAUCUCGUUUUAGAUUCAUACGUUUUUAAGAAUGACUUUAAAUCACUAGUUUCAGGAAAUAACGCCCUAAGCUCAUUUUUUCAUAAUAUAUGGGCACCUAUAGGAUUAUUGACUAACCGAGAACUAUAUUUAUUCAGUUUAACGAUUCCUUUCGAAAAGUAUAAGAAGCAUUGGCUGAACAACUAUACAAUCGAGUUAUCUUGUGCAGUUUACGAAUACCUUAAAUCUGACAUUAUGGUAAUGCCUGAUGACUUAAAGUCAACAAAAUUCUCAAAUGUAGAAGAUUAUUCCGAUUUUUCAGAAUAUUCCGACUACGAUGAAUGUGAAGUCCGGUUCGAUUUCAGUUCAACCGAGUUUCAAGACUUCUUUUCAGCAAUUUCUGAAUCAAUUAAGAGUUUUGGAGGAUCAGUGUUACCAUAUUUAAACGGGUCAUAUCUGCAAGAUGGUUCUUGGAUAACAAAUAAUACAACACUUUGCACUGAUCUUAGGGACGUUAUUCUACUAUUGAAGAGUUCCACAAAUUGGCAUGGUGACUCAGACUCAAUUUUGAAAUUAUUUUUGUAUAAAGUUAUUAACCACAAUAAUUCUACACAGUUUAAACUUUUCUACUAUGACCGAGAGAUUAUUAUUAUUUCACAACUCUUUUUGAACCAUGUUUAUGAUUCUCUGAUAAAUAAUAAACAAUCUCACAAGCUAAUCAGGAGAAUUUUGGAAUUUUCAAACCACAAGCUUCUCCACCUCAUACCUGAGAAUUUAUUAAACUUUGUAGUUGACUUGUACAUCUUGAACAAGUCAGACGAGAUUUACAUAAUGAACAUUGCACCCUUCAACUUCAACCAUGAAAUUAUAUUUCCUUGGGAUCAGAUUUAUGAGUAUGCAACUUCAAGAACACCCUUUACGCACGACGAAUCCGUUAAAGUUGACUACUUUGGUAACAUAGCAUUCGUUGUAAUGUCUUCUAAUAAGUUAUCAAGGCAUAAGCUUUACAGUUUCUGCUCUGAGGAUGUCGAGGAGCUUGCAAAGAUACUUAACUAA